AUGGCGAACAACAAAGAAGCAGAAAACGUUAGCUGUCUUCAAACAAUGUCGAGAAGCAUAGGCACGGCGCCAGAAUUCAAACCCGGCGAAGACUGGAAUUUAUAUAUCGAACGGCUCGAUCAAUUUUUUAUAGCCAAUUUUGUCGAAGAUGGACGAAAAGUAUCAGUACUAAUCACAGUAAUCGGAGCCGAGACGUACAAAGUGUUGAGGGAAUUAUGCGACCCUAUCUUACCAAAUACUUUAAAUUACGAGCAAGUCUGUAAUACGCUUAGGAAACAGUUUUCACCUAACCAUGAUUGCAAUUUUGGUAGUCACCUCUUAGAAAAACUCAAAGAUAAAUUUGUCACGGGGCUUCAAAAAGGUCCAAUAUUGGACAGGCUAUGUGAAGAGGAGCCAGACAAAACUCUUUUCGAACUCGUGGAGAUCGCCCAAAAACGGGAAGCAUCAAUCUGGCAAUCAAAAGAAGUUUCCUUUCCCAUAAACAAGGUACAACAAACUCAUCAUAAGUCAAGGGCAGCCAAAGAGCGAGGAGCGGCGUGGCGCCAACAGAAUCAAUCCAAAAACAACCGGUCAGAUUCAAACCAACAACAACCACAACGCGACAACACAAAGAACAAUAAAAAUUCAUGUUUUCACUGCGGUAAGCCAAAUCACGACUUCAUUAAUUGUAAGUAUAAAUCAUAUAAGUGUAAAAUUUGUUCUAAGAUUAAGCCUGAUACUAAACCAUUUCAAGAUGCUCACAUACCCCCUGAAUUAAUAGCAGUUGAGCCUAUUGGUGAAUUUAAUGCAAGUAUUAAAUAUAAAGACAAAAGUGUCAGAGUAAAGUUAUUAGUAGUUAAAAGUUCACUUAAUUAUUAUCCUUUAUUUGGUAGAGACCUUAUGAAACUAUUUAACAUUUCUUUAGUACAAAAUUGCAAAAACAUUAACAGUGUAGAAAGUAUGAUAAAUGAAAAAGUUAAUCAACUAGUUAACGAAUUUAAGGAUAUUUUUGACAAUAGACUAGGAGAGUACAAAAAUUUUGAAAUUCAUUUAGAACUAAACAGUAAUGUAAAUCCUAUUUUUUGUAAGCAUCGCGCUAUACCCUUUGCCUAUAAAAUCGCCGUUGAAAAGGAAUUAGACAAGUUAGAAAAGGCUGGUGUAAUUAGAAAAAGUGAUAAUUGCCAAUGGGGAACACCCCUUGUCCCUGUGUUGAAACCCAAUGGAGAGUUGAGACUGUGCACAGAUUAUAAGACCACUAUCAAUAAACAUAUUAAAGAUAUACAUUAUCCCUUUCCCAAAAUUGAGGAGUUAUUUGCAAGCGUACAAGGUGGUGAAAAGUUCUCUAAGUUAGAUUUUAAAAAUGCAUAUAACCAGUUAAAGGUAGAUUCACAAACAAGCAAGUUAUUAGCAUGGAGCACGCAUAGAGGUGUGUAUGAAGUUUUAAGAUUACCCUAUGGCGUCAAACCUGCAACAGCCAUCUUUCAAAGAGAGGUAGAAAAAGUAUUCAAAGAUUGUCCCUUUACAGCUAAUCUGUUGGAUGAUUUAAUUGUAACAGGUAGGAAUGACAAUGAACACUUAGAAAAUUUAAGGGAAGUUUUUAAGCGUUGUAAAGAAGCUGGAUUUCAACUUAAUAAAGACAAGUGUCAGUUCUUUAAAACCCAAGUCGAGUACUUAGGACAUGUAAUUGAUAAAGAUGGGUUAAAAACAAGUAAAAAAAAAGUAUUAUGUAUUUCAAAUAUUCCAAUUCCUAAAAACGUUACCGAACUAAAGUCUUUUUUGGGAAUGAUUAAUUACUAUGGUAAGUUCAUAAAAAAUUUAUCAACUAUAUUAGCUCCACUUCAUAAUCUACUUAAAAAAGAAAUACCAUUUAUUUGGAACGAUCAAUGUUCAAAAGCUUUUGUCAAGGUAAAAGAGUUAUUAGAAUCUGAUCAAAUUCUAACACACUUCAAUCCUACUUUACCCAUAAUUUUAUCAUGCGACGCAUCUCAAUUUGGUGUAGGAGCUGUCAUUUCUCAUAAAUUUCCAGAUUCAUCUGAGCGACCCAUUAGCUACGCAUCACGCACUUUGACUAGUGCUGAGAAGAACUAUUCUGUUAUUCACAAGGAAGCGUUAGCAAUUAUUUGGGGAAUAACUAAAUUCUAUCAAUACUUAAAAGGUAGAGAAUUUAUUAUUAGAUCUGAUCACAAACCUCUGAUACCAUUACUUGGAGAAAAUAAUCCAAUUCCUAAAAUGGCAUCAGGACGAUUACAAAGAUGGGCAUUUUUUCUUUCUGGAUUUAAUUAUCAUAUUGAGUACAUUAAAGGCUCAACAAACACCAUAGCAGACAGUCUGUCUCGCUUACCAUGUCCAGAGGGUGAUGCACAACUAACUAAGGUAGGGGAUAACACUGAUGUUCUAAACUGGGUAGAAGGAUAUUUACCUGUUAGUUUUUUUCAGAUUAAAGCUGAAACAGCUAAAGAUAAAAUUUUACAAAAAGUAAUGUGUUAUUUAAAUAGUAGCUGGCCUAAAGAUAUACCUGAUGAAUUAAAACCAUUUUACAAUAGAAAAGAUGAAUUAGUGGUAGAAGAUAAUAUAUUAGUGUGGGGUUACAGAUUAAUUAUACCUUAUAGUCUUAAGGAGUUACUUUUAAAAGAAUUACAUAGUUCUCACCUUGGCAUCGUUAAAAUGAAAUCUAUGGCUCGUUCAUACUUUUGGUGGGCAUCUAUAGAUUCUGACAUUGAACGUACAGCCAAAAGUUGCACUUUAUGCUUAGAAAGUAGACCUGAACCACAAAAAUGUAUUCUAACUAAAUGGCCAAAAUCACUAUAUGUCUUUGAGCGCAUUCAUAUGGAUUAUUUAGGGCCAAUUAAUAAUAAAAUGUUCUUAAUCAUAAUUGAUUCUUACAGCAAGUGGCCAGAAGUAUUCGAAGUAGCCAACGCUGAUACAUUUAAUACAUUAGAGAAACUUAAAGAAACAUGUGCUAGGUUUGGUCUACCUGACACUAUAGUUUCUGAUAAUGGUACUCCCUUCACAUCCAAUGAGUUCAGUCAGUUUUGUAAAACUAAUGGUAUUAAUCACUUGACCUCCCCUCCAUUCCACCCUGCUAGUAAUGGUGCAGCAGAGAAUGCCGUCAAAAACUUCAAGUUAAGUUUCGGUAAAAUUAUGAAAGAAGGUAAAAUGUCAGUUCACUCAGCAAUACAGAAAUAUUUAUUUUUCUACAGGAAUAGUGAGCACAGUACAACUGGUUAUACUCCAUCUAAUCUAAUGUUUAAGAGAGAUGUUAGAACCAGAUUUGAUAGGAUAAGGAAUAGUGACAAAAAUAGUGACAAAGCAACUAAUAGAGAGAUCAGGAAUUAUAAAGGCAACGUAGCCAAUAAAACAUUUAAGGUUGGAGAAGAUGUGUAUAUUAGAGAUUACAGUAAACCUAAUAAGAAGGGUUGGAAAGCAUGUAUGAUUGAUGAACAGCUAGGAAAGUCUGUAUAUAUCUGUAAGGAUAAAUUUAACAACAGCUAUUUCAAAAGACAUGUUGACCAAAUCAUAAAAGUAGGCUCAUUCUUUAAAGAGGUAGGACUAAGCAAAAAGAUUAACGAUUAUGACAACAAUAACAACUAUAGUGAAAAAGAGAAUAGCAUUAAAGUACCAAUAGAGAGCGAAAGAAACAAGAUAGUGCCAUUUGAAACUGGUAUUGAGGAUAAUAAUGAGACAACACUUAUGCAAGAAAUAACAAAAGGUCCUGAGACAGUUGAAUGUAUUAAAAAUCAAGGUAGCAGACCUAUAAGGAAAAUUGUCAAACCAAACAAAUUUAAAGAUUAUGUGUGUUAA
This is a messenger RNA of Aphis gossypii (cotton aphid), 3780 nucleotides long. RefSeq lists its product as uncharacterized. The transcript has 4 exons. Lineage: Eukaryota; Metazoa; Arthropoda; Insecta; Hemiptera; Aphididae. Bases 1 to 3780 code for a protein of 1259 amino acids. The record is from RefSeq and is a predicted model, not a curated record. Gene Ontology annotation, biological process: DNA integration. Gene Ontology annotation, molecular function: nucleic acid binding.